Molecule: messenger RNA, 1005 nt
Organism: Danaus plexippus (monarch butterfly)
Lineage: Eukaryota; Metazoa; Arthropoda; Insecta; Lepidoptera; Nymphalidae
Product: translation initiation factor IF-3, mitochondrial-like
Exons: 3
Coding region: 175-825 (216 amino acids)
Biological process (GO): mitochondrial translational initiation; ribosome disassembly
Cellular component (GO): mitochondrion
Molecular function (GO): translation initiation factor activity; ribosome binding
Source: RefSeq, a predicted model, not a curated record
ACAUAGAUUACUAAGUACUUAUUAGUUAUUUACUAUAAUAUAGUAAUCAUAACCUUCGAGAAAUGUGAAUAUGAUAUUCUUUAAAAUUUUAAACAAUAGUCAUUAUAUCUGAUUUAUAAGGAAUAUUUCAGAAAUAUAUAUUUUUAUUACUACAUCACAAUACCACUGUAAACAAUGAACAAAUUGCGUAAUUUAUUAAGUGCAAGACGCGUAUUGGAAUGCCGAUCAAUCGCAACCAGGAUCACUGCUGAUGGCAAAGAUAUACCAAAGAAAAAGGUUUUUGAAAACAGAAUAACCUUGAUUGGUAGCGACAAUUCUAUAACGAUUACCGACCUUAAAAGUGCUCAAAGUUUAUCAACUAGGCGUGAAUUAAAACUAGUAAAAAUCCAGGAUGAAGAUUCUAAAACGAGAAGGCCUGUUUACAAACUGAUGACAAACUCAGAGUACCAUGAAGAAGAAUUAUCUGCUAGAAUUGAAAAGAAGGCAGCUAAGGAAAAUAAACUAAUCAAGGGAAAUAAGUUAAUAACACUUUCAUCGCGAAUAGCCGAGCAUGAUGUGAUGACAAACUUAAAGAAGAUGAUGAAGCUCUUGGAAAAGAACUAUGAAGUCAGGGUUGUUGUGUCUGGUGAUGAGAGUCAGCCGGAUAAAGCUGAAAGAAUAUACUCGAUUAUUGAGAAGAAUUUAAAAUCUAUUGGGAAUAUUGUACAAAAGAGGAACAAAGGUAAUAACUUAAGAUUCCAAGUUCUUCCACUUAGGGACAACAGCAAUCAAUCAAAGAAAGACUCCAACUCGGGUGAAAGCAAUGACCAAAAAGGUCCACUAUGACUAGCAAUGUUCUUGGUUGUUAUUGUAAUAGGAAAAUAUAUAGUACUAAGUAAAUAUUACUCGAAAAAAUAUGAAAAAACAGUAAAGAGUGAUAUAAAGUAAUAUUGUUUGUAAAGUAUUUAGUUCAUAAGUUGUUGUUGUAUUAUUCAAUCAUUUAAUAAAUUGUUUUUUAAAACAUAA